AUGGACCUUCACCUCGCUCUACGGCCGCGGCCCGGCUGCGGCGGAGUUGUGGUAGAAGCCUCGGCCCUGCUGGCCGGCCGGGACUGGAUGGCUCGCGGCGAGUGCUGGCUUCCGGCCGAGACUACGGCCGGGCUAGUCCCGCUCGACGGCGGCGAAGGGCCGGCAGCCCUCCAUGUCGGCUGGGGCCGGAUAUCCUGCGGAGACAUCCGGUUUCCGGCCAAGGCUGAACCUAAACCUAUCCUGCUCGACGGCGGUGAAGGGCCGGCGGCCUUCCAUGUCGGCUGUGGCCGAAUGUUCCGCGGAACGUCCGAACUUCUCGUCGCCGGCGGCGAAGACCCGGCGGCCCUCCAUAUCGGUUGGGACCGGAUAUCCUGCGGAGCCCCCGGGCUUCCGGCCAAGGCUGAAACAAGCGGCCCGGCUGCAGCGGGAGUUGUGGCAGAAGCCUCGGCCCUACUGGCCGGCCGGGACUGGAUGGCUCGGGGCGACGGGCCUCAAAUGGCUUCGGGCAACCUGUCAAUUUCAAGCCGCUCGUCACGUCGACCGUUAACAGCACCACUGAUGAUUCGUGCCAUCGUGGCGUGGUGGGAAUAA
Hirsutella rhossiliensis is the source of this 591-nucleotide messenger RNA. RefSeq lists its product as uncharacterized. The transcript is spliced from 2 exons. NCBI's taxonomy places the organism in Eukaryota, Fungi, Ascomycota, Sordariomycetes, Hypocreales, Ophiocordycipitaceae. The coding region runs from base 1 to 591 and encodes 196 amino acids. The record is from RefSeq and is a predicted model, not a curated record.